Molecule: messenger RNA, 1263 nt
Organism: Symbiodinium sp. CCMP2456
Lineage: Eukaryota; Dinophyceae; Suessiales; Symbiodiniaceae
Source: the annotation of a GenBank genome assembly
AUGCAGGCAGGUGCGGACAUCAGCUCCGAUGAUGAGGCCGAAAAGGAUGAAGUUUCUGCCGCAAGGUUUUCCUUCGAUGAGGACAAUAAGCCAGUUGUGUCCGACAACAUACUACAGACCCUGCGUCGGGAGGUGGAGGAAGCUCUGCUGGAUCUGAGAGCCAGAACACAAAGAGUGAACGGUAGAAGCCAGUGCCCGCUAUGCCCUUUUCGAUCUUUUUCCGAGCUGAGACAGCUGCGAACCCAUGUGGCAAAGCAUCACAGUGCCAAGAACCAGUAUGUGUGCUCGGGAACAAAGCAGAGCAAGAUCAUAUUGGCGGUGUACGAUCACGCUGCCUCUUCUCAACGAACUUCAUGCAGUCUUCUCUGCGAAAGUGCAGCCCUUCUUCGAGAAACUGUGAAGCCACCUCUUGCGAGCACGUGCAAUCAUAUAGACAAGCACUUGAGAUUGGUGUUCGACGCGGCCGGCCCCAGCUAUAUGAACGGAGAGUGUAUAGAACAAAAACUGUCAGUCCGGAGGGUGCGCAAUUUAUACUAUACCCAAUCCUUCGCUGACCUGCUGAUGCGUGAAAUGAUAUUGAGCCACGCACAGGUACGAACUAUCAUGACGCGCUGUCAUAUGGCAGCCCGUCAGAGCGGCAACCGAAUCUCGAAGCUCCUCCCAACACAUGGCAGACACUGGCUACCAAUGCUUGAAGACAUCACUACGUCACCUUCGUUCAAGCAGCGAAUAGAGAAAAUGAAAAUGACCAGUGUAUUUGAGAAAGACGAGGAGUGGACCUACAUCAGCAUGGAUGCUACCCUCAAGCUGUGUUUGAAGCUUAAGCGGCAAGAACCUCACAGAGCUCCUGCCGAUGUUCGAAAUGCAGCACCUUUCGGAGAUGAAGUUGGGUGGAGACGUUUAUUGACAGUCAGAGGACGUUCAGGUGCGGUGCUGCUAUUGCACCCACUCCAAUCAGGAAGUUCGGAGCAUGUUGCUGCUGCUCUGCAGGAGAACUUCACCAGUAAACAGUUGGAGUCUGUUCAAUACGUGGCGACAGACAGCCCGUCUGGAAAGUUUUUCAGCGAGAUGUUGAUGGUCUGUCCGAAUAUCAGAUCCAUGAUGCUGGAUCCCGUACAUCUUGCGAUUGUCUACGAGCACGGCUUCUGGAACAAGAAGAGCCCUGGUUCCAAGCAGCUGCGAAAAUUUCCUUGCAAGACCACAGCCCUCGAUACCGAGGCGGGUGAGAACUGCUGGGGCUCUUUCUACAACCACAUUGGGUGA